ACAUCCAACCUGAGUGUAGUUGAGACGAGCAUCGGGGGCCUACGCAUCGAUGGCCGGGACACCGAGGCUCUCAUGGCUCUUCUUCACGCUGCUUUUCCUUCUGGUGGGACUUCAGGGAGAACCGAGCGACACCGGGCAAAGACGAAGCAAGAGGAGCACUAACAUUGACCAACCUCGUAUGCAGUCGGACAAUGGUCACCUGGUUUUCACACCCGCAGACAACAAAGAGAUCCGUUUCCAGGCAUCAUCAGGCAAAAUUAAAGUCAACAAUGAAGACCUCACGCAGCUGUUGAGUCAGAUCAAAAACAACAAAGAUGAGAUUGAAAACAUUAAGGCUCAUGGAGGCGAAGUUCCCCCUCAAGUCACUGCUGAACUAAACAAGCUUAAUACGAAGGUGACAGAACUCGAGGGUAAAGUAACGUCACUUGAAACGACGGUCCAGACGGUGUCCUGCAGCAGUAAUCCCUGUCACAACGGAGGAACGUGUUUGAACUUACUCAACUCGUACCACUGUUUGUGUCCCAGCAACUGGGCUGGUCAUAACUGUGCAACAGAUGUGAAUGAAUGUCAGACGUAUGCUGGAACAUUGCAGGCUUGUCAGAACGGUGCGACCUGUAACAACAGUCCAGGAUCAUUCAGCUGUGCCUGUUCUCCAGAAUGGUCCGGGUCCCUUUGCACCGUCCGUUACGAUGACUGCAGGAAUGCAGGACAGGACUUGUGUGUACACGGCAUGUGUAUUGAUGCUGACCGCGUUUCACCUGGACAGCCUAAAUACCAGUGCAUUUGUGAAAGUGGAUGGCAGGCUCCGGCUGGGAACCCGGCCUGUGUAGCAGACGUGGACGAGUGCAGCCUUCCCAAAAAGCCUUGUUCCACCAACCCUGUGGUUGACUGCUUCAACACACAGGGUUCUUUCUACUGUGGACCCUGUCCAGCUGGUUGGCAAGGCAAUGGUUACAGCUGUCAGGAUGUGAAUGAGUGUCUGACCAAUAAUGGCGGCUGCUCCACCAUCCCCAUGGUGCAAUGCCUGAACACCAUGGGAUCCUUCCACUGUGGUGCCUGCCCUCCAGGUUAUGAGGGCGAUGGACGAACGUGCACCCAGAUCAACAUCUGCGCUGUCAACAAUGGAGGCUGCUACCCGUUAGCUACUUGCUCUUCCAACCCUGGCUCCAACCUUCCAAUAUGCACCUGUCCUCCAGGCUAUACAGGUAAUGGUUAUGGACCAACGGGCUGCACCCAGACCAGCAACAUCUGUCAGACCAACAACCCAUGUGUGAAUGGACAGUGUGUGCCCACAACCUCAUCGCCUGGCUACAUGUGCAACUGCAACCCUGGCUGGCAAGGAACAAACUGUGAUCAGAAUAUCAAUGAAUGCGCAAGCAGCCCCUGUCAAAACGGAGGAACCUGCCACGAUGGCAUUAAUGGAUUCACAUGCACUUGCACUUCCCAGUGGACAGGCCCACUCUGCCAGACCGCCCAGCAAGCAUGUGGGGGUUUUCUGACAAGCCCCGAGGGCUCCUUCAGUUACCCCAACACCCCCGGUCACGAUCAGUACGAUCACGAGGUCAGCUGUGCCUGGGUGAUCCGCGUGGACCCAAACAAGAUUGUGCGUAUCACCUUCCCUUACUUCAGUCUGGAGGACAGCGCCAACUGCAACUUCGACUUCCUUCAGAUCCACGAUGGGGACAGCGCCUCUGCUCACAUGCUUGGAAAAUACUGUGGCCAUAAUAACCCCCCGGAGUUGAACAGCUCUCACAACUCCCUGUACUUCUGGUUCCGCUCUGACCACACUGUCAAUGCAGGCGGUUUCACAGUUGCUUGGCAGUCUCAGGACCCAGUGUGUGGAGGCGACCUAACUGCCCCCUACGGCAGCAUUAGCUCACCUGGAUACCCUGGAAACUACCCACCUAACCGGGACUGCUACUGGAGGUUCUCAGUGGACCCUGGCCUGCUCAUCACCUUUGCAUUUGGGACUCUCAGUCUAGAGCAUCACCCUGACUGCAACUUUGAUUACCUAGAGAUCCGGGAUGGUCUCCUUCCUGAAGACCCAAUUCUGGGAAGAUAUUGUAGUACUGGGUCACCUCCCCCACUGCAGACUACCGGCCCAUUGGCAUGGGUCCACUUCCACUCUGACUUCAGCACCAACGAUCGAGGAUUCCACAUUACAUAUACAACAUCACAAAGUGACCCUGGCUGUGGUGGUACCUUCACUGAGAGUGAGGGUAUUAUAAUCUCCCCCAACUGGCCCAACAACUACGCCCACAACCGCCAGUGCCUGUAUUUGAUCAGGUUGCCGGCAGGAGAAAGGGUGGCCCUCAACUUCACCGACAUGAGCCUGGAGACUCACGGCAGCUGCCUUUUCGACUAUGUCGAAGUUCGUGACGGCAGGAUGGAGACCGAUGCUCUGAUUGGCAGGUACUGUGGGAGCAUCCUGCCAGCUCCCAUCCUCUCAUCCACCAACUUCCUUUGGAUUCUCUUCAGGUCGGACAACUCGAUCACCUCAGCUGGUUUCAGGGCCAUCUACACCGUUGCUUGUGGAGGUACUGUGUCUGGGACUGGGCACAUUCGCUCCCCCUACCACCCCAAUCCCUAUCCCCAUAACAAGGUCUGCGAGUGGGUCAUCAACCAGCCAGAGGGCUAUGUGGUCACCCUCAACUUCCUGUCAUUCGACGUUGAAGGAAUAUCCUGUGUUUUUGACUUUGUUGAGGUCAGAGAUGGGUCCACAUCCAGCUCUCCUCUGCUAGGAACAUUCUGUGGUGUUGAGAUUCCCCCCAGGCUCCAGUCCACUCAGAAGUCCAUGUACAUCAAGUUCAAGUCCGACGCCUCCGUCAGCAACCACGGAUUUGAAGCAAUCUACGACUCUGCCUUGCAAGGCUGUGGUGAAACCCUCACCAGUCCUUCAGGCACCAUUACAAGCCCUGGCCACCCCACCAGCUACCCCCACGGUGCCAACUGUACCUGGUACAUCAACGUUGCUCCUGGCUACUUGAUUCGACUGACGUUUGACUCCUUCAACUUGGAGUACCAUGAUAACUGUAACUUUGACUACCUGGAGAUCUAUGACGGUGGCACCGUGCAGAAUGGAACCAUGAUUGGCAGGUACUGUGGCCGUGCGGUGCCUCCAUCCAUCACCAGCACUAACAACUUCCUGACCCUGCUGUUUGUGACUGAUGUGGCUUUGGCCACUGAGGGAUUCUCUGCCACCUAUGUCUCCAUCGACGCUAGUACAGACUGUGGCCAGACGUUCACCUCCCCUACAGGGUCCUUCAGUUCACCCAACUAUCCUGAUCAAUACCCACUGAACAGAGACUGCGUCUUUAAGAUCAUCGUGGGGCUCAACAUGCAGAUAAUGCUCAACUUCACUGACUUUGACCUAGAGGGCUCCCCUCCUUCCUGCUUCUUUGACUUUGUGGAGAUCAGGGACGGCGGCUACGAAACAUCCCCUUUAAUUGGUAAGUUUUGUGCCAGUGAAAGCCCGCCUGUGCUGGUAUCCCAUAGCAACCGGCUUUGGGUUAGAUUCCGCUCUGACUCCAUCAUCACGCGUCGUGGAUUCAUGGCCCACUGGGAUGCCACGACAACCGGUUGUGGGGGGACUUUGACGACUGCCUCUGGGGGCUUUUCUUCUCCUAACUACCCCCUGCCCUAUCAUCCUAAUGCCGAGUGCUACUGGAACAUCAGGACCAGCCAAGGCAGCCUACUUCUCCUCACCUUCUCUGAUUUCCACCUGGAGACGAGCUACUUGUGUACCUUUGAUUACGUGGCUGUGUACGACGGUAACAGCAGCAGUGCUCCAGAACUAGCCAAGCUGUGUGGCAGCCUUCCCCCCACCACCGUCAACUCUUCCAGGCACGAGCUCCAUGUCAAACUGCGCACUGACCACAGCGUCGGUGCUGGAGGCUUUAUCGCCUCGUACACAGCAGUUUGCAACGGCGUGCUGAUCUCAGGACGCCACAGAGGAGUGGUGGAGUCACCAAACUUCCCCAACGACUAUCCACACAACUCCCAGUGCAGCUGGACCAUCCAGGGCAGCGGUGGAAACACCAUCAACUACACCUUCACCUCCUUUGCUGUGGAGCAGACCCUCAACAGCUGCAGCUUUGACUACGUCAAGCUCUUUGACGGACCAAACGAUCAGGCUCCUCUGAUCGGCACGUUCUGUGGAAACACGCCCCCUCCGGCCAGAACCACAACCAGCUCGACGCUCACCAUGGUGUUCAGAUCAGACUCGUCUUUGUCCAUGUCCGGCUUCCAGAUGAUGUGGUACCAGAAUGGUUGUGGUGAGGAGUUCUCAGGACCCAACGGAUCCUUCCACAGCCCAGGCUACCCCAACCAGUAUCCAGAGAACAGGGAGUGCAUCUGGUACAUCACCACGGCAGCUGGCAGCAGUAUCACGCUGACCAUCCACGAGUUUAGCGUGGAGUACCACCAGGACUGUAGCUUCGACGUGCUGGAAGUGUACGGGGGCCCGGACAUGUCGGCCCCUCAGCUGGCCAAGCUGUGCAGCACCACGUCCAGCCCGAUGCAGGUGUCCAGCACGGGCAACAUGAUCCUGGUGCGCUUCAAGUCCGAUGCCUAUGUCAGCGGCCGAGGCUUCAACGCCAGCUGGGCUGAAGUGCAGGGAGGCUGUGGAGGACCAGUCACGGCUCCAUCAGGGGAGAUCCAUUCUCCCUUGUAUCCCAACAGCUAUCCCAAUAAUGCCGACUGCUCCUGGGUCAUCAGCGUAGAUCCCCACCACCGCGUCAUGUUCAACUUCUCUGACCUGGACAUUGAAUCAUUUGGCAACUGUUCCCUGGACUAUGUGGAUAUCCACGACGGUCCAGCCAUGUCUUCUCCUCUGCUCGCCCGCGUGUGCGGCACCAUCCAUCCCUCCCCCAUCAUCUCCACCCAAAACACCAUCUACGUCCGCUUCAGGUCUGACGCCAGCCUCAGCCACCGCGGCUUCAGUGCUCGCUUCUCAGAAGCUUGUGGCUCCACCAUCGUAACAGAUGACAUUGGUGGAGCCAUUGCGUCGCCACUGUACCCAUCCCCGUACCCACCCAAUCAGAACUGUAGCUGGAUCAUCAAAGCACAGGAACCAUUCAACCAUGUGACCCUGUCAUUCACGGACUUUGAGGUAGAGAUGGUCACCUCCAACUGUUCUCAUGAUGCUGUGGAGAUCUUGGAUGGGGACAACUACCAGGCACCUUCUAUAGGGCGCUACUGUGGUGAUGAGGUUCCUCACCCUGUGACAUCCUUCAGUAACGCUUUAGUGGUCAACUUCAUCUCUGAUCACGCGGUCUCCAGAAAAGGAUUCAGAGCUGCUUUCUCAGCUUCCACCUCCAGUUGCGGGGGAGAUAUGGUGAUGGAGACCGGUGCUUUUAACAGUCCUAACUACCCAGAUGCUUAUCCGCCUAAUGUGGAGUGUGUGUGGACCAUCAGGAGCUCACCAGGAAAUCGUCUCCAGCUCUCAUUCAUCACCUUCCACCUGCAGGGAGAUGCCAGCUGUCAGGACGACUACCUGGAAAUCAGAGAGGGCAACUCCACAGGACACUUGAUCGGCCGCUUCUGUGGAACUAGGCUUCCCGCCAACUACACAUCUGUGAUUGGUCACAUCCUGUGGGUUAAGUUUGUGUCGGAUGCAUCUCUGAGUGCAGCAGGAUUCAGAGCCACCUUCUCACACUUGUACGGCAAUGAUGUGACAGGGGAGUCUGGUCAGAUCGCAUCCCCACUGUAUCCCAGGACCUACCCCUAUAACUCCCACUACCACUGGACCGUCACCGUGGCAGGAGACAGCUACGUCCAGAUCCGCUUCCUGGACAUAGACAUUGAGGACUUAUGGGACUGCUACUAUGACAGUCUCAAAAUAUUCGAUGGCCCCAGCAUUUAUCACUACCGCCUCGGGACGUUCUGCGGUCUGUCUCUGCCCCCUCCCAUAAGAAGCUCUGGCAGCGUUGUCACCCUCCAGUUUCAGUCUGAUGCAAUCGUGGGGGGACGAGGCUUCCUCCUGGAAUGGACAGCCAUCCAGGAGAUUGGACCACCCCCCACCAUACCGCCAGGUGCUUGUGGUGGAUAUUUAAUGACGGGGGAGACUCCCGGCUUCCUCUUUUCCCCCGGUUGGCCUGAGAACUACCCCCCCAACCAGGAGUGCACGUGGCUGAUACGCUCUCCAAACUCGAUUGUGGAGUUUAACGUCUUGUCUCUGGACGUGGAGGACUACCCCAACUGCUACUUCGACAGCCUCGUCAUCAGAGACGGUGACAACAGCUUAUCACCUCUGCUGGCUGCUGUAUGUGGUCGGGAGCCUCCUGGUUCUCUUCACUCAACAGGGGACUCCAUGUACAUCCACUUCUCCUCAGACAGCGUCAUCAAUGCUCGAGGCUUCAACGCCUCCUACUCCAGAGGUUGUGGCGGCCUCAUGCAUGUGGACAGAGGUGUGGUGAGCAGCCCCCACUACCCCCAGAGCUACCUGCCUAAUCUAGCCUGCAACUGGCAUGUGAUGGUGACACCUGGCUCCAGGGUCUCCGUCGCUUUCCAGAGCCCGUUCCAAGUCCAAGGCUACGGAACUAGCUGCAGUUCUGGGGACUACAUUCAGCUCAGGAACGGUCCAGAUGCUUCGUCUCCUCCACUGGGGCAGCGUCUCUGUGGUGCAACUCCCCCAUCCAUCAUCCAGACCACUGACAACCACCUCUUUAUUCAGUUUGUGACUGAUGCCAGUAAUGAGGCCACCGGCUUCAAGCUGAUCUUUGAGGCCCACAGCCAGGCGUGCGGCGGUUUUAUAUUGCUGAACGAUAACGAUCCACCAGGCUACAUCACUUCCCCUGACUAUCCUGGGAACUACCCCCAGAACAUUGACUGCGUCUGGGUCAUCACUGUGCCCAAUGGUGAAGCCGUACAAAUUGACUUUGAGGAUGAUUUCUACAUUGAGCCCCACCCAGGCUGUGCCUUUGACUACUUGGAGCUGCGGGACGGCUCCUCAUUCAACGCGGACCUCAUUUCCCGGCUCUGUGGCAGCACCCGACCGUCCACCCAGCAUUCUAAAGGUUCCUCCAUGAUGCUCAGGUUCCGUACUGACUCCAGUGUCACUCACAAAGGCUUCAGGGCAAAGUACUCCAUAGCGACAUGUGGAGGUACCUACGUAGGUCAGAGCGGUUCCAUCCACAGCCCUGGCUUCCCAGGAUCCAACUAUCCCGACAGCUCCAACUGCGAGUGGUACCUGGAGGGGCCCACAGGGCACUACCUCACUCUCAGCUUCUCAAACUUCACCCUGCAGCACUCUGUAGACUGCACUGCUGACUAUGUGGAGAUCCGAGAGUACAAUGCCUCAGGGCGUCCUCUGGCCCGACACUGUGGCAGCAGCCUCCCAGCUUCCAUAGACACAUCCGACAGUUUCGCCUACGUCCGGUUCGUCAGUGACGCCAGCGAAAAUGCACCCGGCUUUAGUCUGUCGUUUGAAGCCAGCGUUGAAGCUUGUGGUGGACAGCUGAACGCUCCCUCAGGAACCAUCUCCUCCCCGAACUACCCCAACCUGUACCCACACAGUCGGGUGUGCCGCUGGGAGGUGGUGGUGUCUCCGGGCCGCCGGGUCACUCUCACCAUCAACGACCUGCGCCUGGAGGAGUCUGGUGCUUCCUGUCCGUUUGACUACGUCGAUGUAAUCAACGGGUUGACGAACACGUCCCCGCGCCUACAGCGAUUCUGUGGUACCGUCCCAGCAGGCACCCAGGUCCGGUCUUCUGGCAACACCAUGACCGUCAUAUUCAGCACUGAUGCUUCUGUGUCUAACGGCGGCUUCACGGCUUCCUACUCCUCCGAUGAGCCAGCAGUGUGUGGUGGAAUUCUAGACAACCCACAGGGUGGAAACUUCACUUCCCCCGGCUACCUGGUGUCCAACUACAGUGAGAACCUUAACUGCGAGUGGCUGAUCAGGAACCCAGGACAUGUCAAUUCCUCCAUCGUGGUGCUGAUAGAAGACCUGCACGUGGAGAACCACCAGAACUGUCAAUUAGACUACCUCCAGUUCCGCCUAGGUGAUGCAAAUGGGGAAACGCUGGCCAGGUUUUGUGGAAACACCAUCCCCAGUGUUCCCAUUGUGGUGUCCACCCCAGAGCUCUGGGCCCAUUUCCAGACUGAUGGCGCCAACGGUGACCUGGGCUUUAAGGCCAAAUACUUCUUCUCUGAGUGUGGAGGCUUGCAGACUGGUGAGGAAGGGGUGUUGGCCAGUCCUGAAUACCCCGGCCUGUACCCCAGCCCCAGUCGCUGUGCUUGGCUGCUUGAAGCCCCAGUGGGUCACACUAUUAAGCUAACAUUUAGCUACUUCCACCUGGAGCCCCACAAUACAUGUGGCUGGGACUCUGUCACCAUCUUCAAUGGGGGAUCCCCGGGUUCUCCAAUUAUUGGCCAGUACUGUGGAAACACCUCCCCAGGAACCAUCCAGUCUGGAUCUAACAAGCUGACCGUAGUCUUCCUGGCGGAUCAUAGUGUGUCUGCAGGAGGCUUCAGGGCAUCAUGGACGACUGACUCCUCAGGCUGCGGUGGCAUCAUCCACGCUGAUACAGGACUCAUCAAGUCGCCGAACUACCCCCAGAACUUCCCAGCCAACGUGGAGUGUUCCUGGCAGAUCGUUGCCCACGAGGGAAGCCACCUGGAGAUGACUUUCGACAACGAGUUCCAGAUCCCUGACAGUACUGGGACCUGUCAGAACAGCUACAUCAAGGUGUGGUCCGGUCAGACCCAGAACAACGAGGCUUUGUUAUCAACAGGUUGUGGCUCUGUGGCCCCAAACCCCAUUAUCGCCCCUAAUAACAUAAUCACAAGUCGAUUCCAAGCCACUGAUGUGACCGGCAAAGGUUUCUCAGCUUACUUCAGCACCCGUUGUGGAGCGAACUUCACCGCUGCCAAAGGUCGUGUGGUUUCUCCAAAUUACCCAGCGGACUACCCGAACAACGCCAACUGCAACUACACCAUAAACGCUGGGGAAAAGACUGUGAUUGUCCUCAUCUUCCAGACCUUCCAAGUAGAAGCCCACUCCACCUGCAUGUACGACGGGCUGAAGAUCUACAAUCUGGCCGGUGGCCCUCCUCUGGCCACAGUGUGUGGUCACAACAUCCCAGGACCCUUCUCCACCUUUGGCCCCAUGUCACUCCACUUCUACUCCGACUUUGUGGUGCCUGAUGGUGGCUUUAUGGCAGAAUACAGGGCCAUCCCAUGUGGGGGUUUCUUUAACAGCACUAUGGGCACAGUGAGCAGUCCAACACUCUCCAUGACCAACUACCACCACAACAUUAACUGCACCUACCACAUCAUGGUCGCAGCAAACAGAGUCAUUGAUCUCAAGUUCAACACCUUCCAUCUGGAGGCGUCCUCUUUCUGCCAGUUUGACUACGUGGCCGUUUAUGACGGACAGGACACUCUGGCACCUUUACUGGGGAAAUUCUGCGGCACAGUGCUCCCGCCCGACCUGCGCUCGUCCAGCAACCAGCUUUUCCUCGCCUUUGUGACAGAUUUUUCUGGAGACGGGAUUGGCUGGAGGGCCACGUACAGUCAGACUCUCGGUCCAUCACAGGGAUGUGGAGGCUACCUGUCCAUGCCCAUGGGCAUGCUCGGGUCGCCGGAUCCAAACCUGGACGGUCGCUAUGAACCCAACAUGGACUGCCUGUGGACCAUCGAGAUGCCCGUCAACAAGGCCAUCAACCUGACCUUCACCUCUUUUGACCUGGAGAGCGCCACUGACUGUCGCUUCGACUAUGUCAACGUGUAUGAUGGAGACAGCAUCCAUUUCCCUUUGAUCGGGAAAUUUUGUGGAAACACUGUUCCUGCCUAUAUUGUAUCUGCUGGCAACUUCCUGACGGUGCGCUUUGCCUCGGACAGCUCCAUAGAGCGCGCGGGCUUCAAUGCCACCUACAGAUCUGUGCCAAUGCUUUGCGGCGGGAUUGCGAACGCCACAGCCGCCGUGCAGACCCUGACCUCGCCCUCCUUCCCCGGUGCCUAUCCUCCCUACACUCACUGUCGCUGGAUCCUGGACGCUCCGGCUCAGGAAUCGGUCAAAGUGUCGGUCCAGACGUUGGUGUUCCAGCCCAGUCAGAGCUGCUCCACAAACUACCUAGAGAUGAGAGACUGGCCCAUGGGUGACUAUGGACAGUCUCACAAGUUCUGUGCAGCAGACAUUCAUCCACCUGACUUCUACAGCUACGGCAGAACAGUCCACGUGUAUUUCAAAUCUGACGCCUUCAUGGCAGGAAACGGGAUGAGUUUAACCUAUCAGAUCGCCGGGUGCAGCCGAACCUACGAGCAGGAGUUCGGAUACCUGAAGAGCCCAGGCUGGCCCAACGUCUACCCCCACAGCAUGGACUGCACCAUGAUCCUGAAGGCACCGCACAACCACACCAUCUCUUUCUUCUUUAACAGUUUUGAUGUGGAAAACCACCCUGACUGUGCAUUUGACUCUCUGGAGAUCCGUAAUGGCAGCACAGCAGCCUCUCCGCUGAUCGGUAAGUUCUGUGGCAGCACCCUGCCCAGCCCCAUCUUCCCACGGUCCGGCCUGCUCUACCUACGCUUCAAGACCGACUUCUCCGGUGAGCGAGACGGCUUUGACGCCACCUGGACGUCCUCCCCUCACGGCUGUGGUGGCACUCUGUACGGAGACCAUGGGUCAUUCUCCAGUCCCAACUACCCAGGCACCUAUGCAAACAACACCCACUGUGAAUGGGGCAUCCUGGCUCCCAGAGGUCGCGUGGUGACAAUCACCUUUGCUCAGUUCAGUGUUGAUGACCCCGGAGAUUGCCAGAACAACUUCCUGAAGUUGUACGAUGGCCCAGACAGCACCUCGGCACCCGUUGGACCUUACUGUGGAAUGGAAACCAACAUUUCUCCAUUCACAUCCUCCUCCCAUCAAGUCCACAUUGUUUUCCAAGCCCUGUAUUCCACCCUGCCUUCAGGGUUCAGACUCACCUGGAGGAGCUGAAAGAAUAAAACACACACACACACACACACACACACACACACACACACACACACACACACACACACACACACACACACACACACACACACACACACACACACACACACACAGCUGCUGACUCUUAAUCAUGUUUUCAUAUUUUCAGGGUAAAAAACUUUAUUAUUUUGUAAACAAACAAAUGUAAAUAACAAUGUGAUACUGUUAUAAUAAAGAAAUGAUUUGCAAUAGUG
Messenger RNA from Betta splendens (Siamese fighting fish), 11166 nucleotides. RefSeq names its product cubilin (intrinsic factor-cobalamin receptor) (gene cubn). The record is from RefSeq and is a predicted model, not a curated record. The transcript is spliced from 67 exons. The coding region runs from base 50 to 10936 and encodes 3628 amino acids. NCBI's taxonomy places the organism in Eukaryota, Metazoa, Chordata, Actinopteri, Anabantiformes, Osphronemidae. Gene Ontology annotation, molecular function: calcium ion binding.